CAAGUUUUUACGCACGGGGAAGUGCAACGAAUUGUUUGCAUGUAGUCAGCCUUUACCAUGCAAUUGUGUAAAAUCAAACCUAUAUAAAAAUAAAAAAACCACAGAUAGCCCAUUAUGAUUAACAAGGGUCCCCUGUGGAAAAGAGUGCGGUCUUACGCUGGACCGGUUCCGAGAGCGAGGCACGGGCACCGGGCCGUGGCCAUACGAGAGCUGGUGGUUGUGUUUGGAGGUGGAAACGAGGGAAUAGCGACCAAUCUGCAUGUUUAUAACUCGGUGACCAAGCAGUGGUUCCUACCGGCAGUGAGAGGUGAUAUCCCACCUGGUUGUGCCGCUCAUGGCUUCGCUUGUGAAGGCACACGGAUCCUGGUGUUUGGAGGGAUGGUUGAAUUUGGCCAGUAUACCAACAGUCUCUAUGAACUGCAGGCCAGUCGAUGGCUGUGGAAGAAACUGAAGCCCCGCCCACCUAAGAACGCAUCACCUCCAUGCCCACGAAUCGGCCACAGCUUCACUCUUCAUGCUAAUAAGUGCUAUCUUUUGGGUGGAAUGGCCAAUGACAGUGAAGACCCAAACGGAAAUAUACCACGGUAUUUAGAUGACUUCUAUGAGCUGGAGCUGCAGGCUCAAUCCGGGGUUAAAGGCUGGAGCAUUCCUGAAACCAAAGGUGGAGGCCCAUCAGCCAGAGAGUCCCAUAGUUCUGUGGUGUACUGUAGCAAGGGUGGCGGUUCUCCAAAGCUCUACAUAUUUGGGGGCAUGUGUGGGCACAGACUGAAUGACUUGUGGCAGCUAGACAUUGAGACUAUGACUUGGUCAUUGCCUCCAACCAGAGGGCAACCGCCACUACCCAGGAGUCUUCACACCUCCAAUGUGAUAGGAAACAAGUUAUAUGUGUUUGGAGGAUGGGUUCCCGUCGGAGAGGAAGAAGAGACGCUCGCUGCUGAUGGAGUCAAGUGGAUCUGCACCAACUCUCUUUCCAUACUAAACCUUGACACACUGACAUGGCAUAACCUGACACCGGAAGAACACCAGCAGGGAUUGGCUUCAGGUGUACCGUCGGUCGAACAGGAAGAGGGCAGCGCACACUGGCCGAAAGCACGAGCUGGGCAUUGCGCGGUAACCGUCGGCACUCGUUUAUAUGUCUGGAGCGGGAGGGAUGGAUACAAAAAGUACAAUAACUACCAGGUCUGCUGCAAAGAUCUGUGGUACCUGGAAACAGAGAGGCCUUCCACUCCUGGCGCGGUGUUCCUUGUGAAGUCCACGAUCAGUAUGCUGCAUGUCGCCUGGCGGCCCCUGCCGGCGGCUGAGUGUUACCUGCUUCAAGUGCAGCCGAUCACGUCUCCUCAUUCCUCUUCAAGUGAACCACAGUCUACAACAACUCCUCCACCAGACCUGGGAGACAGAAAGGAACUUAUACAGAAAGACUCUCAGCCAAGUGCAGAUGUCAAAGUUAAAGGAGAGAGAGAAUCUUCAUCACAGGAAAGCCUUUUGAGGCCAAAAGGAAAAAGUGAGGAUGGAGCAGACAUUCAACCAACAGGGGACAAAGGUAGAAAAGCAAAAACUGCUGAUCAAGAAGGUGUUUCCGUGAUAACCUCAGACAUGAAUAAGGCCGGUAAGCUGAAUAGUGCAUCUCAGUGUCAGAAAGAACGAGAAAUCUCUUCGAUACCAUCCCAACAGUCUGAGAUCACAAAGGAGUCUGUGUGGUUUGAUGUGGGUGUGUUUAAAACACUGUAUUGUGAGGUUACACACUACUUCCUGCCUUCUGAGAAUGGAGACAUGGCAUCGAUCCUGUCUGCACAAAACUCAUCAGACAGUGAGUGGAAGCUGCCGGGUCCUCAUAGUUUUACGGGGCGUGAGAAGCAGGAAUUGGCAUCGGGAGUCACAUACAAAUUCAGGGUGGCCGGACUGAACAGCCGAGGCCUGGGCGACUUCAGUCCCGUCAGUGAGUUUAAAACCUGCCAGCCUGGAUUUCCCGGGGCGCCGUCUGCUGUGAAAAUCACCAAGGAUACUGACUCUGUGCACAUCACCUGGGAGCCUCCCACCUCUCUCUCCGGGAAGAUCCUGGAGUAUUCAAUGUACCUGGCUGUGAGGAAGAGUCGAGGGAACAGCGUGGAGCGACCCGGCGAGCUGGCCUUUAUCCGAAUCUACCGCGGUACCAAGACUUCAUGCACAGUCAGCGAAGCCCAGCUGAGCAACGCGCACAUCGACUGCUCGGCACGGCCCGCCGUCGUCUUCCGAAUCGCUGCCAAGAACGAACAGGGCUACGGACCGGCCACUCAGAUCCGCUGGCUGCAAGAUGCGAGUAAGCUGAAAUCCUCAGUGACGCAGGCCGACUCCAGUGCUCCAGCAGCAGAGCCUGACACCACCUGCAGAUGAACUCUCACCCCAUGGGUCGCCCAGCUGUUUCACUGACCGCCAAAGCUCUAAUACUUCAGGACUGCAUUUCACUCUCGUAUAGCCUAUUUGAUGACUGAAAGUGACCUCAGUCCACCGUUUUUUUGUUUACACUGUAAGAUUUAGGUUUUAUCAAAGAUGCUCCUGCUGUUAGAAUCAGUCAGGGUCAUUAUCACUGUAAAACCAUGUACAUUUUACUUUAACACUUUUUAUACUGAGUUCAUAAAUAUAGUUUUAUUAAAUUGUUGUAGCCACAGGCAACUUUUUUUUAUCUUUUCGAAUACCUAAUCUGGUUUUUGUGAGCAAAAUUUGAUCACCCCUUAUUGGAAAACUAGAUACUUCUGCAUA
Molecule: messenger RNA, 2736 nt
Organism: Ctenopharyngodon idella (grass carp)
Lineage: Eukaryota; Metazoa; Chordata; Actinopteri; Cypriniformes; Xenocyprididae
Gene: hcfc2
Product: host cell factor C2
Exons: 16
Coding region: 115-2370 (751 amino acids)
Biological process (GO): regulation of DNA-templated transcription; chromatin remodeling
Cellular component (GO): histone methyltransferase complex
Molecular function (GO): transcription coactivator activity; protein binding
Source: RefSeq, a predicted model, not a curated record